Closterium sp. NIES-67 is the source of this 338-nucleotide messenger RNA. The record is from the annotation of a GenBank genome assembly. NCBI's taxonomy places the organism in Eukaryota, Viridiplantae, Streptophyta, Zygnematophyceae, Desmidiales, Closteriaceae.
AAAAAAAAAAAAAAAAAAAAAAAAAAAAAAAAAAAAAAAAAAAAAAAAAAAAAAAAAAAAAAAAAACUACUUUGCUCGGAAGUAUUCGGCGCGCAGUCACAGCAGCAGCAACAUCCCUUUUACAUUUUCGGGCGUUCCCCUGCUCAGCAACAGCAACAACAACAACAACAGCAUCAACAGCCACAGCAAUAUCAGCAGCAGCAACAGCAUCAACAGCCACAGCAAUAUCAGCAGCAGCAACAGCAUCAACAGCAACAGCAACAGCCUCAACAACCGGGUAUUAUUUUUCAACCACCAAAUUUGCUUAACAGUACACAGAUUAAAACCACCAUGGAGUU